AUGCCAGUGGAAGACUCUGUCCUAACAAUCCGUGUCAUCAAGUCCUUUCCUUAUAGAAUCACUAAGAACCUUGUCCUGCAGCAUGUCAAUCUCAGUACGACAACGGUUGCCCAACUGAAAGAUCUGUCCAAGGAGGAAAUCAACACAAAGCCAGGCUGGAAAGUAUACAAGCACGUCAAGCUGGACACGCUUAAGCUAUAUACUAAAGCUCAUGGCAGCAAGACGACCAAUCUCAUCAUCAAUCUCGAUCAUGAUGACUGGAUCCUUGACGAUGGCGACGCUACGCUUGCCUCGCUUGGCAUCGAAAACGAAACGGAGAUUUCCUUUUUCAACAGAGAUGACUAUGAAGCAUUCAAAGCAGAUCCUACAGAGAAAUGGGUAUAA
Protomyces lactucae-debilis is the source of this 384-nucleotide messenger RNA. RefSeq lists its product as uncharacterized. NCBI's taxonomy places the organism in Eukaryota, Fungi, Ascomycota, Taphrinomycetes, Taphrinales, Protomycetaceae. The record is from RefSeq and is a predicted model, not a curated record. The transcript is spliced from 2 exons. Bases 1 to 384 code for a protein of 127 amino acids.